Lolium rigidum is the source of this 551-nucleotide messenger RNA. RefSeq names its product F-box protein At5g67140-like. Gene Ontology annotation, molecular function: protein binding. Gene Ontology annotation, biological process: SCF-dependent proteasomal ubiquitin-dependent protein catabolic process. Lineage: Eukaryota; Viridiplantae; Streptophyta; Magnoliopsida; Poales; Poaceae. Gene Ontology annotation, cellular component: SCF ubiquitin ligase complex. The record is from RefSeq and is a predicted model, not a curated record.
GUCGCGUCGCCUUCCCGCCCGCAUCAUCUUCACGUGAGCUUUCGGGAUGUCGCCGCCGCUAGUAUAACCCUUCUUGCUUUUCUCCGCGCGACCUGCGAGAGAGCAUAGAGGAGGAACAGAGCGAGCUCCAGAAGCAACCGCGCCAAAAAAUGGACGGCGACGCGCCGAUGGUGGCCGCGGCGGAGGAGGAGCCGCACGUCGAGCGCCUCCCCGCCGACCUCCUCGCCCACGUCCUCUCGCUCCUCCCAACCUUCCACGACCUCGCCAUGGCCGGCGGAGUGAGCCGGCGGUGGCGCCGCGCGGUGGGACGCUCGCUGGCGACGCGGCGGCGGCUGAGCUUCGCGGGGCAGCGCACCGGCGACGACUCCACCGCGCGCCUCGUCCGCGCCGCCAUCAACCUCCGCGACCUCGACAUUUCACGAAGCUGCUGGGGAUGCCACAUCAGCGACCGGGGGCUGCUCGAGAUUUCGUCCGCGGCUUGCGUCGGCAAUCUCACCUCCGUCUCGCUCUGGGGAUUGGCCGGGAUCACUGACAAGGGCGUUGUUCAUCUG